AUGUUCAAAAUGCUUAAACCUAAACCUCCCCCAGAACUUCUGGUUAAGGUGUGUGACCAAAACCCCUUAUGUCGUAAGGCUCUUGUAACAUGUCACAAAGCAUGGGUUAAGUGGGGUACAAGUAAGGAUGCCACGUUUUCCUGGCCAGAAAACUGCAGCAUUCUCCCUACAGAUCUAGCUAGCCUGUUAGAACAGAUCAAUGAUAAAUGUAAGGGCAAAGAACUAAAAGCACAUACCGCAUGCCAUGACAUCUGGCAAGCAUAUGCUCAGCAAUACCCAGAAAAACCACCUGCAUAUGCCCCAGCUGAACCAGCCCACAUAGACACUGCUCCGAGUUCAGCCAAAUUAUAUCCCGUCCUUAACAUGGACGCACAGGAGCAAUUACAGACUGCCCUAAACACGCCUAUUGGCAAUCCUAGGGUAGCACAGGGCUAUACUGCCCCGGCAUUUCCCCCACCAACAAACUUGCAGACAGUGCCACAUGCCAGUAAUGAGGACUCAUACUGGGCAGACGUCUCAGGGCGUCUUAAACUUAGCAAAACCAACCCUUUUCGUCCUAAUGAGGAUGCUGCACACCAAACCCCUGUUAACAGAGCACCUCCUAGUCAAGGUUUUCAGACCCCUAUGGGAAAUCACCCUGAAGUCAGGGCAAAUACACCUCUCUCUAACAUAUCUUUUGAUGAGGAAGAGGAUGAAAUGCCCAUAUUAGAAGAUGCAGAAAUCCCAACAUCUAGAGUCUUGGCAACUAUUGUUACAAGACCAAAAAACAACACUCCAAAACAAAAUUCUUUCUCCCCAAAGGAUAUAGUAAUCCGAGGAGAAGGGGGGGAUAGCACUUUUGUAGAUCCUUGGGUUGACAAUCUGGCCGGCUGGUCAGAAUCUUUAAAACCUAAUGUUACCCCAUUCCCUAGAGAGGGAGCUCUGGACACCCGUAACUUGAAUACAGCACGCCUCUGUAUCAGAGGUGGCAUGGGAGAUCCAAAUUGGGACAGACAAUACAUGAUUAAUGGUCUUAGCAUUUGGGAGAAAUAUGAAAAUCUGAGCGCACUUGCUAACAUAGUCUCACCCUCACCCAAACAGAUGUAUCCUCUUAUGCAUACUACCAAAGGACUUAAAUAUGUCCCUUGGAACUUUGCCGAUGUGGAAGGGAUAAUCAAAGGUGUCUGUUUCAACUGUCACAAGCCAGGACAUUAUGCCCGUGCAUGCCGUAGUCCAAAACGUUUCGGCAAUCAGCAGAGACUUGUUAACCAAAGCAUCAUUCUUGAUUUUGCUGUCUCACGUCCAACUAUACUGUUUGCAACUACUGUCACUUCUUCUGCAGAUUCAGUUGAUCCAUUUGUCGAUAUACCUAAAGCAGUCUGGGCCACACCCGAGGCACCUUUUGGUAAGGCCGUUUCAGUUGAAGAGGUGCAAAUUAAUUUACGUCCAGGGUGUGAUGGCCCCAAGGUACCACAGUACCCACUCAAAGCCCAAUCCAUUCAGGGUGUGGCAGAUGAAAUUAAUCUACUUUUGCAACACGGCAUAAUUGAACCAAGCGACUCUCCUUAUAACACUCCUUUGUACCCAGUACAGAAGCCAAAUGGCUCCUACCGUAUAGUCCAUGACUUACGGAAGCUAAAUGAAGUAGUCGCAGCAGAGUUCCCCGUUGUUGCCAACCCUGCCACUCUCUUACAAGACAACCCCUUAAAGGAAUAUAAUUCAGUUUUGGAUUUAUCCCAAGCAUUUUAUUGCAUUCCUUUAUCUCAGCAAUCCAGACCACUUUUUGCAUUCACAUACAACAAUAACCGUUACCAAUGGACCCGCCUCGUAAUGGGCGGAGUUGACAGUCCCUCAAUCUUCAGCCGCGUACUCGCGACUGAUCUGCAAAUUUUCACUGACCUUUUACCUACUUCUGCUUUCCUACUCCAGUAUGUUGACGACCUUUUGCUUUCUGCAGACACUGCUGAACUGUGCCAACACUACACUUGUGCCUUACUUCUGCAUUUGCAUACAUGUGGUUACAAGGUCAAUCGUUCAAAGCUGCAAUUUUGUCAAACCUCAGUUACUUUUCUAGGCAUGACACUCAGCAAGGGAGCCAAACUCAUGGGCCCCCAGGUGCUCACUGAUGUCCAACGUAUGCAUCUACCUACCUCAGUCAAAGAAUUACGCAGUGUUUUGGGUUUGUUUAACUUUUGUCGCUUAUGGAUUCCUGCUUACAGUUCUCGCAUACUUCCUUUCAGAAAAUACCUCAAAGGCAACCCUCCUGGCUAUGCUUCUGUCUCUCUGUCUCAAUCUGACUCUACUGCUCUUGAAUGUCUAAUGUCUGAUAUUUUGCAGGCCCCACAACUCCAUUUGCCGAACAGCUGUGAGCCCAUCUACAUGUACGUUUUUGCGAAUGCAAUCUGUUGGGCGGCUGUAGCCACCCAACAAGAGGGAUGUAUUAUAGGACACUUUUCAGGAAUUUUUACACCCAUAGAACAAGCUUUCACUUCCUGUGAACGUAACAUAUGCGCUUGCGCAGCAUCUGUAGAAAAACUCUAUUCACAUGUAAUUGUUCCCAGUGUCAUCAUAUACACCUCACAUGACGUGCCAGCACUACUCAAAAGUAAUACAUUACACUUUGUGCCUGCACGCGUAGGACAAUGCACGGCUGUGCUCCUACGAAGUCACAUUUCUUUCAAAGGAAUGCCUCCAACUAAUCCUUUCAAUAAUCUUAAAGACUUAUUGUUGUUCUCGGCUGAGAACCAUGAUUGUACUUCUGAGGAAAUUCCAGAGGAACGUCCCUUUAUGGGUAUUGUCCCAGUAACAGAUUUACCACCGUCACAUGUUGUAAUUUUCUCUGACGGUUCACAGACAGAAACACAUACGGGCUUUGCCGUGUGUCAGAUAGAUCCGGACACCAAAGAAAUUAUACAGAAAAAACAAUAUGCAUUACCACCAGAUACAUCAGCCCAAUUAGCAGAGAUAGCCGCCGCCUUAGAAGGUUUCCGGCUCAUGAAUGACAACAACGGAGUUCUGUAUACAGACUCAGCUUACGUCACUACCACCAUACAUACAAAUGCAUCUAAAUGGCACAAGAGAGGUUUCGUUACAGGAAAAGGGACCCCACUACAACAUCAUGACACGAUUCUUGCUAUAAUGGAAGUACUACAGGAAAGACACAAGAAAGAUUUAAAAACAUCCUGUGAAUGGGUAAAAGCACACCAACAUAAUGUCACAGAUAUUGUCGCAUACGGCAAUCAGAUAGUUGACGAACUAGCAAAACAAACCACAAACCCACUAACCAUUUUUGUACAAACACGAGCUAAGAAAUAUCUUUCCACUUCUAACCCUUUUGCACCCAUCAGAGUAAUGCAAGAAAGCGCCACUAGUGCAGAAACAGACAAAUGGGUGGCUAAUGAGUGCUCUCAUUACUAUCACAAUAAUGAGCCUCCAUAUAUUUGGAUGCACCCUUCAGGUGUACCAGCAUUGCCCAUAGGUGAGUGCCACCUAUUGGCCCACCAGUUACACUACGGGUCACAUAUGCCAACAAAUGACUUGAUCAAUACUAUAAGGGGAAUGUACUGGUGCCCAGAUUUAAAAGAUAUUUGUAAAGCUGUGGUCAAUACUUGUAAUGUUUGUUUUACCAACACCAGUCAUCAAACUCCAAGGAUUCCUCCUGGAGCGAUUCCAAGGCCUGCUGGCCCCUUCAGAGAAUGGCAUAUCGAUUUCACGGACAUGGUAACUCCUUGCAAAGGAUACAGGUCGGAGAUCUAGUCUACAAGAGAAACUUUACUCGUAGCCGUUGGGACCAACCUAUCUAUUCCGGUCCUUUUAAAAUACAACAGCUC
This is a messenger RNA of Xenopus laevis (African clawed frog), 3809 nucleotides long. RefSeq lists its product as uncharacterized. The coding region runs from base 1 to 3735 and encodes 1244 amino acids. NCBI's taxonomy places the organism in Eukaryota, Metazoa, Chordata, Amphibia, Anura, Pipidae. The record is from RefSeq and is a predicted model, not a curated record. The transcript has 3 exons.